This is a messenger RNA of Calliphora vicina (urban bluebottle blowfly), 1466 nucleotides long. RefSeq names its product Nucleoporin 62kD (gene Nup62). The record is from RefSeq and is a predicted model, not a curated record. The coding region runs from base 102 to 1376 and encodes 424 amino acids. Gene Ontology annotation, molecular function: phospholipid binding; structural constituent of nuclear pore. Gene Ontology annotation, cellular component: nuclear pore; nuclear pore central transport channel. Lineage: Eukaryota; Metazoa; Arthropoda; Insecta; Diptera; Calliphoridae. The transcript has a single exon. Gene Ontology annotation, biological process: RNA export from nucleus; protein import into nucleus.
UCGAAAAGAAGAGCAAGACCUAUUGUGUUUUUUCUUCGCAGUUUCUCAAACGAAUUUCACAAAAUCAUAAAUCUAAAUAUUUUAAAUAAAAAACAUAGACAAUGAGUUUUCAAUUACCUGGAACUAAUACACCAUCAGCUGGGGGCUUUUCUUUUGGAGCUCCAAACACUACUGCAACUGCAGCACAACCCGCUGCUGCAAAGCAGGGUGGUUUCUCAUUUGGCGCCACAGGCGGUGGCGAUGCUGGGGCUAAACCCUUAGGGUUUGGAUUUGGGGCGGCAGCUCCUGCUGCUACAAAUACAGCCGCCACUCCGGUCGCAUCAGCUGCUGCAGCUACACCAACAUUUGGCUUGGGUGGUGGAGCUACCACCACAGGAUUUGGCUUUGGAACAGCUUCACCAGCGGCAGCUACAACUACUACUGCAGCGGCUCAACCAGCAGCACCAACAUUUGGUUUAACAGCAACUGCUGCUUCACAGCCAGCUGCUACCGGUUUCGGUUUUGGAACAACACCGGCCGCAACAUCUGCUGCUGCUACCACGGUGCCCGCUAGUACUACCUCAGCACCAGCAACUUCUGCUGCUCCAUUGGCUAGUGGCUUUUCAGCAUUUGCUGCACCGGCAGCAACUACUUCCACCGCUUCAGCUACUGCCGGAACUGUAGCAACAUCAACGACAUCAUUAUUGACAGCCCCGGCACCUGCAGCAGCCGCCACGUCUGCCCCAGCUACUUCAGGAUUUGCCAGCUUAACAACCGCUACAAAAACCACUGAUUCCGCUACAAUGCCACCAAACGCCUCACAAUUAUCAUACAAUCAAUUAGAGGAACAUAUUAAUAAAUGGACUUUGGAAUUAGAGGAUCAGGAAAAAGUAUUCACAGAUCAAGCAACUCAAAUCAAUGCUUGGGACAAAAUCCUCAUUAGUAAUAAUCAGAAAAUUCUUGAUUUAAAUGAUGCCGUACAAAAGGUAAAAUCAGAUCAACAGACCUUGGAGCAAGAACUUGAGUUCAUUGCCACCCAACACAAAGAAUUAGAGGAGAGCAUUGUGCCGCUACAAAAGGAAUUCAUGAAAAUACCACAAGUAGAUGUAGAACGCUCGCAGACCUAUUUGAUGGUAGAGAAUCUGGAUACUCAAUUGAAACAAAUGUCCGAAGAUUUAAAGGAAAUUAUCGACAACUUGAAUGAGUCAAACAAAUGCCAAGACAACACAGAUCCCAUUAUACAAAUUGGCAAGAUCCUGAAUGCCCAUAUGAGUUCGUUGCAGUGGAUUGAACAGAGUACAUCGUCGAUUGGCAACAAAUUGGAAGAUAUAACGAAAAUGCAUGAAACCUUUAAAAGGGACUCGGAAAGAUCUUUUCGGUCGGCUUAUUAUAAUUAAGAAAUGAGUGUAAUCAAGAAAAAACCUAAAUUUUUUAUGUAAAAUUUAAUUGUUUUAUAAAACUUAAAAUAAAAUAUUCUUUUUAAAGUU